Messenger RNA from Theobroma cacao (cacao), 4155 nucleotides. RefSeq names its product ankyrin repeat family protein / regulator of chromosome condensation (RCC1) family protein. Gene Ontology annotation, molecular function: protein binding. Lineage: Eukaryota; Viridiplantae; Streptophyta; Magnoliopsida; Malvales; Malvaceae. The record is from RefSeq and is a predicted model, not a curated record.
UUCUCUCUCUCAAUGUUCUCUGAGUUAUGUUUUUUACGCCUUUUGAUUCUUUGGGUAUAUUCUUUAGCUUUGAUUCUCUAUGUAACAGGAAAUAAAGGGGGGAAAAAAAAAAAUUCUUCGCUUCAUUUUUUCAUAAUUCUUCUUCGAAGUUCCGACAGUUUCUUUUGGGAGUUUCUCUCUGAGCAUGUCACUUCACUUGUUUACGAGGAGAUAUGUUUCUUCCUCAUGAACGCUGAUGGGGGUUUGUGAAUGGUUGUUGAAACUGGUAUGUCUUUUUAAUAAAGAUACUGAAGAUGAUGGCGGGAUGAUAUGUUAUUGACACAACUCUGCAUUUAAAUGGAAACAUAUUCUAGACUCUGUUGAUUUCUUGAAUAUAAUAUGGACUAGAUGGAAUAAACUACCUAGAAGGCUGUGGUUGUUGGUUUGGCGUGUGCUAAAUUCUUUAUAGGCAUUUGGAGAACCUCUUUGGAUUGGCAUAAUCUAGUGAAGGCACAAUGUUAAGCAGCAGCUAUCUGCUGUGACUUCUGAACAGUAAUUUUCUAUAACUUAAAAAGAGUAUUUAUAGAUUAUUCCCUCAAUAUAUAAAGUAGUGGAGAUGUUAACUUUAUCUCAAGGACAGAAGCAGAACCCCCAAAAAUCCAUGCGAAAAAUCUUACCUAGUGGGUCAAAUAAAGAUUUGUGGCUUGCCGUGCGAGAAGGGUCCUUGGCUGAUGUAGAUUCAGCAUUGGCACUUUUGAAGAAGAAUGGAGGUAAUAUCAAUUCAAGGAACAGUUUUGGCUUGACUCCCCUUCACAUUGCAACUUGGAGAAACCACAUUCCUAUUAUUCGGAGGCUUCUAGAGGCUGGUGCUGAUCCUGAUGCUAGGGAUGGAGAAUCAGGAUGGAGUAGCCUUCACAGGGCUCUGCAUUUUGGUCAUCUUGCUGUAGCAAGUGUCCUCCUUCAGUCUGGUGCUUUAAUUACAUUGGAAGAUUCAAAAUGUAGAACACCUGUAGAUCUUCUAUCUGGACCUGUGUUGCAGGUUUUUGGAAGUGGGCAUGAUUCAGUAGCUACUGAGGUUUUUAGCUGGGGAAGUGGUGUAAACUAUCAACUUGGAACAGGAAAUGCUCACAUACAAAAGUUACCAUGCAAACUUGAUUCAUUUCAUGGUUCGAUAAUCAAGUUAGUUUCUGCUUCUAAGUUCCAUAGUGUAGCUGUUACUGCUCGAGGAAAAGUGUACACCUGGGGUUUUGGAAGGGGGGGCCGUCUGGGGCACCCUGACUUUGACAUCCAUAGCGGUCAAGCUGCAGUUAUCACUCCCCGCCAAGUGACUUCUGGUUUGGGGGCUCGUCGGGUGAAAGCAAUUGCUGCAGCUAAACAUCACACUGUAAUUGCUACUGAGGGUGGGGAAGUGUUCACUUGGGGAUCUAAUAGAGAGGGUCAGCUGGGCUAUACGUCUGUGGAUACCCAACCAACACCACGUAGAGUAAGUUCACUUAGAUCAAGGAUAGUUGCUGUUGCAGCUGCAAAUAAGCAUACUGCUGUUGUCUCUAAGUCUGGUGAAGUUUUCACAUGGGGCUGCAACAGAGAGGGUCAACUUGGUUAUGGCACCUCUAAUUCAGCAUCAAAUUACACACCAAGAAUAGUUGAGUACUUGAAAGGCAAGGUCUUUAUAGGUGUUGCGACUGCAAAAUAUCACACGAUUGUGUUGGGAGCUGACGGAGAGGUAUAUACUUGGGGUCAUCGACUUGUUACACCUAAACGUGUUGUCAUUGCUAGAAAUCUCAAAAAGAGUGGAAGCACCCCUAUGAAAUUCCAUCGAAUGGAACGACUUCAUGUGGUUGCAAUAGCUGCUGGGAUGGUGCAUAGCAUGGCUUUGACUGAAGAUGGAGCAUUAUUUUAUUGGGUUUCCUCAGAUCCUGAUCUUAGAUGCCAACAGCUAUAUUCAUUGUGUGAAAAAAAAAUGGUGAGCAUUUCUGCUGGCAAGUAUUGGGCUGCUGCUGCGACCGCUACAGGUGAUGUUUACAUGUGGGAUGGCAAGAAAGGUAAGGACAAACCACCAGUUGCAACCCGGUUACAUGGUGUUAAGAGGGCUACUUCAGUUUCAGUUGGUGAAACUCAUCUUUUGACUAUUGGUUCUCUCUAUCACCCUGUCUAUCCUCCCAAUAUGCCCAUAAGUGAUCAGGCACCGAAGUUGAACAAUGAUGAAGUAGAAGAAUUUGAUGAGGAAUUUAUGUUUAAUGAUUCAGAAUCUAGUAGUAUGAGAUCAUCUGUACAUAAAAAUGUUUCCGAGGAGAAGCCAGUACCAAGCUUAAAGAGUCUUUGUGAGAAAGUGGCAGCAGAGUGUCUAGUGGAGCCACGAAAUGCAAUUCAAUUACUUGAAAUUGCAGAUUCACUUGGGGCUGAGGAUCUGAGGAAGCAUUGCGAGGAUAUUGUUCUUCGUAACUUGGACUAUAUCUUAACAGUCUCAUCGCAAGCUUUUGCAAGUGCGUCACCAGAUGUUCUAGCUAAUCUUGAGAAGUUGCUAGACCUGAGAUCAUCAGAAUCAUGGAGUUACCGUAGGCUCCCCGCUCCUACAGCUACUUUUCCUGUUAUCAUCAAUAGUGAAGAGGAGGAUAGUGAAAUUGAGGUUGUAAGGACCCGUGACAAUUACAAGAAUGAAACCCGAUUGGAAAAUGAGGGAGACAGAUUGGACUCCUUUCUGCAACCUAAAGACGACCCUAAUAAAGGCAUUUCCAAACAAGUUCGAGCUUUAUGGAAGAAGUUGCAGCAGAUUGAUAUGCUUGAAGUGAAGCAGUCGGGUGGAUGCAUCCUUGAUGACCAGCAAAUUGCGAAGCUGCAAACAAGAUCAGCUCUUGAAAAUUCUCUUGCUGAGCUUGGUUUACCAGUUGAAAAAUCGCAGUCGAAAGGAUCAUCUUCAGUGUUGCCAGAUGGAAAAGGAAAUAGAAAGGCUGAGGUUUCAAGAAAGCAGAGGAGGAAGAGCAAACAGAGGGUAGCUCAAGUUGAGACAGUCUCUGGUUUUAGUGCAAGUAACAUAGAACCAUACUCUGUGAAGGACUUUUCUGACAUUGAAAUCCCCCAAGUUCUAACGAAUAAGGAAGAAAAUACUAUGUCUGAGGGAACUAUGGCAGACCAAGCCUCCAAAGAGUCUUCUUUCAUUGUUCAGAAAAAAGACAGUUCAGUCCCAGCAAAAGAUAAGAGUUCGUUACAAACAGCAACCAAGAAGAAGAAUAGGAAAGGUGGACUUUCUAUGUUUUUGAGUGGUGCUCUUGACGACACCCCCAAACAGGUUUUGCCCCCUCCACCAACACCCCGAAGUGAGGGCCCUGCAUGGGGUGGUGCUAAGGUUUCAAAAGGAUCUGCUUCACUUCGUGAAAUUCAGGAUGAGCAGAGCAAAACACAGUUAAACCAGCUAACUGGAAGCAAAAAUCAGGUGGAUGGUCUUUCUGAAGGUAGAAGUGAAGGAAAAAUCCUGCUGAGUUCAUUUUUGCCGUCCAAGCCAAUUCCUAUGGUCUCAGGUCAAGCUUCACAGUCAUCUGAUGUAGAUAGAAGCACACCUCCUUGGGCUGCUUCCGGUACUCCUCCUCAUCUCUCUCGGCCAUCUCUCAGGGACAUCCAGAUACAGCAGCAGGGAAAGCAACAGCAGAGUCUUUCUCACAGUCCAAAAAUGAGAAUGGCUGGGUUUUCAGUAGCUAGCGGUCAAGGUUCGCCAUCUGAUUCCCCUGGGAUGAAUCGCUGGUUCAAACCAGAGGCUGAAGCACCAUCUUCAAUUCGUUCGAUUCAGGUUGAAGAGAGGGCUAUGAAGGACCUCAAACGCUUCUACAGCAGUGUCAAAGUUGUCAAAAACCAGUCAUAACAGUUUGCUUUUUCAGGUGGCACCAAGGCUUGUUUUUUUCCCCUUCCUUUUGGUUAAAUGUAAAUUUGACUGUACAGAUGUUCACCUUGUACAUUUAACCGUUUUCUUAUUUUAGGGUAGUCUCAGCAUCAUCCUUUUUUUCCUAUAUAAUUGAGCUUCUUUACUUUGUGCUCAUUUUUUUUUUCUGAUUUUACCUUUCAUAAUAAUUUUCAUCUCCAAGAUUGAAAGUUCUCAGAUGUUUAGUUCAUAGCCCAUGUACAAUUGGCAAUAAUACACAGUAUCCUGAAUGAGUAAGAAGUUCACAAUCUGUCAUUAUGUUUUGA